This is a messenger RNA of Rodentolepis nana, 813 nucleotides long. Lineage: Eukaryota; Metazoa; Platyhelminthes; Cestoda; Cyclophyllidea; Hymenolepididae. The record is from the annotation of a GenBank genome assembly.
GCCAAGUCUCCAACUUUAUCAGAGGGACACGGUCAUCGUCGGCAAUUGCCUUCAAUUCCUGGCAUUAUGCAACACCGAUCAGUGAGAAUGGAGCAGAGGCCUUCUACGCAUUCACUAGACACUGCAAGGUCAAGGUCGAACGACCGUAAACAUCGACCAAGGUCGGAUUCUCCUGGAGCAUGGACCAUUGCACAUACACCUACGGUCUUCAAGAGAGAGCUCGAUCUUCGACUUGAUGGAAGUGACAACAGUCAAUAUGAAGAAAAUGUUGAAGAUGAUGUUCUUUUCGCUUCUCAGGUCAACGAUCGUGAUCGCAAUCCUUCGAGUCAACCUAUAACACCUCGUCACAGCAUCUAUGAAGGUUAUGAUCCGCAAUCUAGACAUCAAAGACAAAGUCAGCACCUUCGAGACAGCUUUGCCGAACGACGGAGAUGGGAUGCGUCUUAUGAGCAUCAAUUUAAGCAGAUGUCAAGUUGUGGUCCACCACCACCAAUUCAAAAUAGGGGUUACCAGCCUCAGACUGGAUGGGACCACAGAAUGUCACCUACAGUAGUGCCCUUAUUACCUCCACAACUACCCCCACCACCUCCCCAGCCUCAUCUUUACACCUCCGAGUAUAGCUCAAUGCACCGAAACUUUCAACACCAGCCUGAGUGGCAAAAUUGGCAACAGGCGGCGAAUCCUGGACGGCCCUAUAUUCAACCUCCUCCACUGCAACCUCCACGAACGUGGCAUCAGCAGAGUAAUGGACUUGGUCCAACUUCUUGGAAAUUAGAUGAGUAUGGAUUGACAAGAAUUAUUCUUGUAUUUUAG